CACAGUCCAAUGACAUAACCUAGAGUGCCAGGUAGUCGAGGCAAUGCGUUCUCAAUUGCCUGAACAUGCUCUGGGAACACUACUCGGGCAGUGCUUCAAAUCACUGAGAUGCCAGAGUGCACGAAGUUGCUGGCCGACGUUCUCCCGAUGCUCGAAAUCACUCCACACCUCUUCUCCCUCUCGACGACGCCGAGUUUCUCCCAGUUUUGAGAAACAAUGCAAGCAAUUCCAUACCCAGAGUGGAGCCUCCGCAGAUGGUAUCUCGUCUUCGCUGCAGGUUGUUUCCGCGGAAGCCGCUUCACAUCAUGAUUAUGUCCUGCGUGCAGAGCAACACGGCCAGACGGGGGAAGGCCAACCCCAUCACGGAACCCGAAUUGCGGUCCUUGGCGGAGGAAUAACAGGACUUGCCAGUGCACACUACCUGGCAAAGGAACUUCCGUAUGCGAAGAUCACUGUGUACGAGAAAAGUGACAGACUUGGAGGAUGGCUACAGAGCAAGAAAGUCGACGUUGGGAAUGGCAAUGUUCUAUUCGAGCAAGGCCCCAGGAGUCUGCGACCAGGCACCCCUUCUGGACUGGUUACUCUAGAGAUUAUCAAGGACCUUGGUCUUGAAGACCAAGUUCUCAUAACACCGAUGUCCUCCAACUCAGCUCGAAACCGCUUCAUAUACUAUCCCGACCACCUCGUCAAAAUGCCAGGGCCGGGUCAGGAUUUCUAUUCGAUAGCAUGGUCCGUGUUGACAGAGCCUGUGUUUAGAGGCUUGAUCAAAGCGCUCUUAUUCGAAGGGACUCGCCCCCAACGCGAACCCCGCCUAGAAGAUGAAUCCGUCGGGUCAUUCUUGAGUCGAAGACUGGGAACUACGGAUAUAGGAAACAACAUUGUGUCCGCCUUCUUACAUGGUGUAUACGCCGGUGACAUCAAUCAAUUGAGCAUGAAGAGCUUGUUUCCCGGGCUUUGGAAUCUCGAGGCAGUCUUCGGAAGCUUCUCCAAGGCAUACCGAGUCACUCUCCCUAACGCUCCUAUGCUACAGCAGCGAGACAUAAUUUUGAAUCAGCAGCUUAAGCCGAAACUCCAGGGCCCACUCCUCGAUUCGAUGCGUUCAGCGAGCGUAUAUAGUUUUAAGGAGGGGAUUAGCACUUUGAGCAAUGCAUUGGCUACGUCCCUGAAGGCGAAUCCAAACGUACAAUUCAAAAUGAGCCAGGAAGUCAACAAAAUCGAAUAUGAUGCUAAGGCGGAAGGCGUAACAAUCCAAACCACCAGCAAUCAUCCGCCCGUCACAUACACCAACUGCAUCAGCACCCUCCCCGCUUCCUCCCUUGCUACCUUAACCCCCUCCGUCUCUUCCCUAGCAGGCAUCCACGCCGUCACCGUGAUGGUUGUAAACCUCUACUACAAGGACCCGCACCUGCUCCCCGAGCAAGGAUUCGGGUACCUCAUCCCGCGCUCCAUCCCCUUCGAGCAAAAUCCCGAAAUGGCACUCGGUGUUGUCUUCGACUCCGACUGUGUCGCUGGCCAGGACACCGCCGCCGGGACAAAAAUCACCGUGAUGAUCGGAGGCCACUGGUGGGACACCUUCUCGGGAGCCGAAUACCCAGAUGAAGAGGAGGGCGCAGCCAUGGCCAAGAACGUCCUCCACCGCCAUCUCGGGAUCAACGAGGAGCCGCACAAGGUCCACGUCUCCCUACAACGCGACUGUAUCCCGCAGUACGUCGUGGGUCACAGCCGCCGGAUGAAGACAGCUCAUGAUCAACUCAUGGCUGCGUUUGAGGGCAAGCUGAGCGUCGCCGGCAACUCGUACACGGGUGUGGGAUUGAACGAUUGCGUGAGAGCGGCGCGCGAUGUCGUCUUGGGGAUUAAGGAUCGUAGGGAAUACACGGGCUUGGAAUCAUUUGCGUCGCCGAGUAAAUGGGUUACUCCGACGCGGGGGACGAGCAGGCAGUAAAGCAGAUAAAGGCAUAGUGCGGAACCUAUUAAAAAAAAUUGGACUUGUACACGGUAUGAGUUGCUUGCUUAGGUAUUUGUAGAAGCAGAGUUAUAGGUUUGCAUCAUGCAAAGGGGGGGUAAUAGAAUGAUGGCUUUGAGAGCCUGGAUUGCUUGUUUACCAAACCCCCCUAUUCUGAGCUCCCCCCUCCCUUUCUCUUUGCACUGAACACGGACCCUUGAUAUUCAGGGAUAAAGAAAAUCUACGUUGAGAGGAUAUUGAUUGAUUG
Amorphotheca resinae ATCC 22711 is the source of this 2210-nucleotide messenger RNA. RefSeq lists its product as hypothetical. Gene Ontology annotation, biological process: heme biosynthetic process. Gene Ontology annotation, molecular function: protoporphyrinogen oxidase activity, oxygen as acceptor. Bases 44 to 1942 code for a protein of 632 amino acids. The record is from RefSeq and is a predicted model, not a curated record. NCBI's taxonomy places the organism in Eukaryota, Fungi, Ascomycota, Leotiomycetes, Helotiales, Amorphothecaceae. Gene Ontology annotation, cellular component: mitochondrial inner membrane. The transcript has 3 exons.